CUUUCUUGCCAGCCCAUGGUAUUAUAUAUCACUCUCGUGGCACCGUGGCUCCUGUACUGCUUAAUUUGCUGCCCAUUCACGCACAGGCUGGUUUAGUUUGGUGAUCAGAUCGCAAUCACAGCUCCGAUCCACACCUCCAUUCUCCUAGCUCCCCUGCGUAGAGGCUGCCGGUCCUUAAUUUGAAGAGAGAACAGGAAAGGAGAGAAAGAUGACCAGCGUUUGGAAGACCAAGGUUCUGCCUGGCCUCAACAAGAUCUUCGACAAGGAUGGCAAGAAGGCGGCGGCGGCCGAGUUCUUCAAGUCCUUCAACAAGGAGGAGAUUGGCAAGGAGAUCGAGGACAAGAAGGCAGAGCUGGAGCCCAAGGUCGCGGAGGCUUAUGAAGCAUCUCCUCCUCAAGUUAAGGCUCUGUUCAAGGACAAGAAACCAGUCAAGAUCAGCAAGAAGAACUCGGCUGCAGCUACCAAGUUCCUCGACGAGCUGGCUAAGAUUGAGUUCCCUGGAGCGAAGCUGGUGAGCGACGCGGUGGCCAAGUCCGGCACCACGCCCCUCUCCCCGGCGAUCACCUUCGUCUUGGACAAGGUUGCGCCGUUCAUCCCCAAGGAGGAGCCCAAGGCCGAGCCGGAGGCCGCCGCCGCGGCUGAGGCCACCUCCCGGGAAGUCGCCGUGGAGGAGAAGAAGGAGGAGGCCGAGCCGGCCGCUGCGGCGACGGAGGAGGCAGCUGCGCCGGCACCGGCGGAGGCGGUAGAGGAGAAGAAGGAGGAGGAGAAGCCGGCGGAAGCCGCGGCGGCGCCACCCGCUGAGGAGGAGAAGAAGUGAUGAUCGGUCGACGACACUGAAUGAAGAAGCUAAGCAAGCAAAUUAAUUGCUGGUAAAUUAAAAAGUUACCGUGAGAUUAAAUUAAAUUACUCUCCUGUCAAUCAACCACGUCGUAUAGUAGCUGCUGCGUGCACAAAUUAAGUGAUGAUUAAGUAAGUUACACAGCACAUAAACCUAGCUGCUUCGUUCAAUUUGCUGCAUAUAUGGGUGGACUUGAUGCAUGAACAUUUGUUAUUCUUUUGUGUCACCUCGAUCGAUGGAUGGAUGGAUGGACCUUCUUCUGUAAAUUUGUAAUGUGGGGUUUUCUCUUUCUUGUUUUUUUUUCUUGAUUUGGGGUGAUUAAACGUGCACAUGUAAUUAUCUAUAUUGAUAUACAUGUUUGUUGGUGGUCAUCAUAUUUAAGAAAACAACGAACUCGAUCGAUCUUGUGUA
Molecule: messenger RNA, 1249 nt
Organism: Panicum hallii
Lineage: Eukaryota; Viridiplantae; Streptophyta; Magnoliopsida; Poales; Poaceae
Product: salt stress root protein RS1-like
Exons: 5
Coding region: 209-817 (202 amino acids)
Cellular component (GO): plasma membrane
Source: RefSeq, a predicted model, not a curated record